This is a messenger RNA of Epinephelus lanceolatus (giant grouper), 1898 nucleotides long. The record is from RefSeq and is a predicted model, not a curated record. Lineage: Eukaryota; Metazoa; Chordata; Actinopteri; Perciformes; Serranidae.
AUGCUGUUCAUAGACUUCAGUUCAGCAUUCAACACCAUAAUCCCACAACAACUCAUCUGUAAACUAGACCAGCUGGGGCUCAACACCUCCCUUUGCAACUGGCUGCUGGACUUCCUCAGUGAGAGGCCACAAGCAGUACGAGUCAGCACUAACACCUCAGGCAGCAUCACACUCAGCACAGGGGCCCCCCAAGGCUGUGUGCUCAGACCCCUGCUCUUCACCCUGCUGACUCAUGUCUGCACACCAACCUACAGCACUAAUCGCAUGGUGAAGUUUGCGGACAACACAACUCUGGUGGGUCUCAUCACCAAGGACAACGAGACCCACUACAGGAAGGAGGUCAACCAUCUAACCACGUGGUGCAGAGACAACAACCUCCUGCUGAACGUCAGCAAGACCAAGGAGAUUGUUGUUGAUUUCCGGAGAGGCUGGGUGGUUGUACACUUCACCUUAAAGGUGAGCAGUGGAUAUAAUAUUACUCGGGAACCAAUUGCUGAUUUCACACCAGCGGAAGAGCUCACCCUGACAGACUCUGUCCAACCCACAGAAACCGCCCUCUUCAUACAAGUGUCAGGUGACACACUGACCCUUCUGGAGCCACCGGAAGAUGAUCCGGGUGAAGGCACAUCUGCAGCAGGGGAUGCAGCAGAUGAGGAGGAGACACUUUCUCUGGACUCUAGAAGGUUUGAGGACACAGAUGAACAGCCUGACAGCCUGCCUGGAAAUGUAUGGGGUUGGCUGGUGUUUGCUUUGGAGUGGUGUGUGCUUGUGUGUAACCACAAUGCCAGAGGUGACCAGUGGAAGAGCAGUUUCAUCACCAGCCCUCAACUCAUACAAGCUAUCAUGGCAAACGGGUUUCGAACACCUCUUGGCACGUGGGUGGUGAGCGGAUUGCACGGCCUCCCCCUGUGGCUGUACGGGUGCCAGUGGGGUUUACUCACUCACUGGCUGUUUGUACCUCCGUGGAUCCAGGCUCUGGGGACCCUGCUGCUGGCUGCAGGCCGCCUGCUGGCUCUAUCAGUGGAGAUAUGGUGCAUAUGGACACACAUUGAAUACCUCACCAAUGAGGAGACACAGGAGGAAAAGAAUUGAAAGGCACUCAGCACAGUCAACUUCUUCUGUACAUCUACGCUGCACAGAUGACCCAGCUGCUAAGGGAUGGGACCCACCCAGAAUGGUUAACACAGGGCAGGACAGACCUCCAGAGAGUAAGGCAAGUCCUGAGAAGUCAGCUGAAUGGUCAGAACAAGGUCCAAGCCAUCAACAUGUACACACUGCCAGUCAUUAGAUACCCAGCUGGGAUCAUGAGCUGGCCAAAGUAGGAGAUAGAAGCCACCGAUAUCAAGACAAGAAAGCUCCUCACCAUAGGCCCGUUUCCACCGCAGGAACUUCAAGGUAAUUUUAUGGGGCCGGGGCCGGGGCCGUUGGUGCGUGUCUCCACGGCAGGAACCACCCCUGAAGGACAGUGUUCCGGAAAUUUUACAGGGGCUAAACAAGUCCCUGCCUCAUAGUAGGUACUCAGAACGUCCCAUGAUAGUAGUGGUAUCACAUGAUAGUAGUGGUGUUUGAGUGAGUCAUAUCUGAUAUUUACAUCUGAACACAUUAUACAUUAGAAAAUACUUGUUGAAAACAUGUGAGAUGCUAGGAACUGUCUAGCUCUGAAUUGUGGAGUUAAACCAUUGUUUUUCAACAUUUGUGUCCAGCAUUUUUUGGGAGGGGUUAACAGCCUGCUCGAUGAUGCAGUGGAGCAAGCCUUAGCAUAAGGCCCCUACACUAUGUAGCCGUUGAGUUUUCUAGUUGUAAAACUCUUGUUUGUUAAUAACAUUUGUUUGUCCAUGUUUGUUUCACUGGGUUGUAAAUAAAUUCUGGUUUAAGGUGUAAAUACAAGAAAAACUGCA